CAGAAUUUAAUUCUUCGAGUCGUCUUUGCUACUACACAUGCAGUAUUUUGUUAAAUUAAGUGUAAAUUCCUUUUCAUUAAAUGAAUAAAUAAUAAAUAGUUGUUAAGUGUUACAUAUUCGUGUUUUAUUCACCCCACAAUUAUAGACAUUUCGAAGCACUUCAUCAGCUGACAUAGAAAAUUAAAAAAACAAAAAAGCUAAUUGUAAAAACAUUUGGUACUCGCCGUCCAUCUGCCACAACAUCGAUUUUAUUCAACUCCAGCCACUACAGCCGUCUAAAAUCACACAAUGCCUUUACCGAGCUUCAUGACAGAAUCAGAUAUAGAAAUGUUGGGAUUAAGGCUAAUGCUGCUCGUUGUUGCCUGUCAAAACCAUGAUUAUGGAAUAAAAAUUUGGAAGAAACCUCCAACAUAUAAUUAUUCUAUUUGCAAUUUGGACUUGCUAAUACUAAAGUCAAAUAAAAUCUAUGACUUUAUAUCAAAACCGAUAUUCAUGAGCUAUUCAUCAAUAGUAAUUUGUAUCAAUUGUUGUCAUUUUCCUUGUCGUGCAAGAAGUCUACGUACGAUAAUUAAGGCAAUCGAAAACAACCAGACUUUACGCUAUAAAAUUAAGGUAAUUUGCACUUUUUACCAAAGCAAAGAGAAUUCUGUGUCUCAACGGCAUGAAAUGUUCGUAGAUUUCUUUAGUUUUCAAUUAAGUCAAUUGGAGAACACAUUUUUAUUCCAAGACUGUCAUUGCCGUUCAGGUGACUUAAUGAUUCAAAAUUUAUUGAAAAUAGUGGAAUGCCGGCCAUUUAUAUCGGUCCAAGAAUUGGAAUUGAUUAUACAAAAUUUCUGCGCAAUAUUGACAACAAGGAAAACCAAUGUCGAAUUGUAUUUUUAUAGUAUAAAUCCUGCUUUGGCCAUUAUCGUCAAUAAUUACUAUUUUACAAAUCACAUGGGAAUACGUGUAGGCAGUGAACAAAACGUUCAUGAGUUGAUACGUGAAUUUAAGAGAAUCCGAACUCCCUAUAUUUUAAUAGAAGAUAUUACUCGAGCUCAGCUUUUGAAUUUGGUAAAAUAUUUGCGAUAUAAAAAUCUAGAACAACUUGAGUGCUUAUAUUUCAUUACGAUGACUCAUGGCGCUGAAAAUGACAUCCUCUACACAAAUGAUGGGGAAUUAAACUUUGUUGAAGAUAUAUUACGACCCAUACAAUCAAAUGUUACCUUAAAGGAAACAAAUAUUUUAUUCGUCAAUAAUUAUUGUCGUGGUGAAUUAAAUGGUCUAUAUAUAACUCAUGAUGAUUCGAAAAAAAUAUUGCCCACCCAAAUUCAACAGUUGCAACCUAAUACUUCGGUAAUUUACAGUGUUCCUGAUACAGUAAUAUCACCAAGACAUCCUCAAAAUGGAGCACUAUUUAUAAACAAAUUUACUAGGUCGUUUCGUGAUUUGAAAUCACCCUCAAGCCUCAAUAACCUAUUUGAAAACGUCGUUGACAGUUUACAAAAUGAUCACUAUUACGAUACCCUGGAUUGUUUUGGAAAAGCUCCGGAAUUAGUUAUGGGCGAUACCACAAAAUCACAUAACAUUAAACCCAUGGCUACUAAUGCAAAGGAAACUGCACCAUUAUUUGUAUCCAUUACCAAGGAUUUUCAACAGGUCACCCAAUCACCUUCAACAUCAUAUUGUCUGUAUGGCAAUGUCAGCGAAAACAAAUUACAGACAUAUUCGAAUCAACAAAUAGAUGAUCAUUCAGCCGAAUUUCAGACCGAAUUAGAUGAAGAAGAAAAACGUCGCAUCUUGCAGUUCUACGAUGUGGAGAAAGAAGCUUUUAAAUUUGUACGAAGUAAGAAAUAUGAUAAAUAUCUAAAUCGUAUGGGUAAAAUUAAACAAGGAGAUCGUAUAAAUUCCUCUUCUGCAUAUGCCAAAAAGAUGCAUAAAACACUUUUCGUCGUACCAUAUUACAAACAAAAAUCUUAUUUAGAAGAAUUGGAGGAUGAAACUUAUUUUACUGAUAAUUGUUCUAAAAUAUUAGCUGAAGAAGGCAAAAAAUCUUAUGAGUUGGAAUCAACAUUAUUCGAGAAACGUGCAUUGCUGUUGCUUAAAGAUUAUCGAUAUAAGACUGAACGAUCUAGGAAGAUUAGUAAUGAGGAAUGUUUUUCGAAUAGUGUUCUUAACCAUCCCACACGCAAGAGUACCUCAAGGAAUACAUUCGAAAAAUCCUAUUAUCUAAAAAAGUAAUUACAGUACGGGCUCGAUUUGCGCAACCGAAAGGAAAUCGAGGUUGUUGCGAUAUUCGAAAUGUUGCAAUAAGCAACCACUAUAUACUCUAUUAUUUUGUAUUCUUUUUUUUAACAAAAACUUGCAAUUUAAUUAACAAAAAGUAAUUAAUUCAUUUAUUAAACAAAACAAAGUAAAAAUAAAUGGUGUAAAUAUAUGUAUAUAAUAUGUACUCGAAUAAAUAAAAAAAUAUUUUUAUAAAAAUAACUGUGAAUAAACAGCCAAAAUUCUUUAUGAGAGCAGUGUCGUCGUGAAAGUAUUUUUUAGGUGCCUAUGAUUUGGCAAAUAGUUCUGAAUUACGCUUCUGAUUAAAAAAACAACCAGAAUAAAUAGAGAAGAGAAUAGAAUAACUUCUGAAUAAUAUUACAUAUGAAAAAAAAAAAUAAAGUUGCACUUAUCGCGUCUGUUUUUUGAAAAAAGUUGCAGUUAUAAAGAAAAAUAGGCUGUUGCGCUAAUAGGUCAGUUGCAAUAAUAGGUAGUUGCACAAAUCGAGCCCGUACUGUAUAUGUAUACAUUUUUUUUUUAAAUUUAACGGUGACUUUAGUUACAGAUUUGUUAACAUUUCCCAUUUGUUCUGUCAGCUGUUUUGUGAGUGAUGUCAUAAUUUUAGCACAUGAAAUUUUGUGUGUGAUUUUUUUUUUUUAAUCAAAGUUUUACUAACAUUUAGUCGUUCGAUCUACAUAUUUGAAAUAGAUUGUAUUACCCCCUGUCUAUACUUGACAAAUAUUUAUCAUAACAAUAAAUGACAUUUGUUGUCAAGACAAAGUUGUCUUAGCAAAAGCACUAACAAUUUUGUCAUAACGAAGCAAUAAUACUAAUAAAUGGGGACUAUACCUGAUAAUUUUUUAUCUUGACAACCAUUUUGACGUUUAUCAUGAUAAAAAUUUGUCAAGUAUAGACAGGGGUUUAAUAUUGAAAUAUUUGUUUUAUACACAGAAAAAACUAUUACUUAUUACCAGUGUUGCCAAUUUAGCCCUUUUCUGGCUAGAUUUAGACCUUUUCAAUCUUGUUUAGCCACUAAAAAACUAAUUUAGCCUUUAGCCAUUUGUUUAACCUUUUUAUACCCUCCACCACCAUAAGUGGUGAAUGAGGGUAUAUAUAAGUUUGUCAUUCCGUGUGUAACAUUGAGAAAUAUUCAUCUGAUACCCAACAAAGUAUAUAUAUUAUUGAUCCUUAUGAAAUUCUAAGUCGAUUGAGCCAUGUCCGUCUGUCUGUCCGUCUGUGUAAAACACGCUCACGUCCAAAAUACGCAAACAAACUUAGUAGAGUUGCAAGAAAAAUGUUUAUUAUUGUCCUAAGCAGUUUGGUAUUGAAAAUCAGCGAAAUCGGUGCAGUGGAACCAAAGUUAUGAAUGAAAAUGUGGGACAACCUUAAAAAAAAAUUGAUAAUUUUCACAUAUUUUUGGAAUUUUUUUGUAAAUAUAUUGCAGCUAAUAUCAUAAAAUUUUGCACUCGUUACUUUUAUGAUAAAAGGAGUAACUCUGGUGAAAAUUAUAAGAAUCGGUCCAUGAUUUCUCCUAGCCCCCAUACAAAUUUCUUCCCGAAAUAUGGUUCUAUGGUCUAUAAAUGCCUACAAAAUAGGAAUAUCCAUAUGAAAUUCAGCAAAAAUAAGUUUCGUGGUAAAAGAAAUUAUAUUACAAAAUUUUUCGUGGAUCGGCCCAUAUUAGACCAUAGCCCCCAUAUAAAGUACACUUCCGAAAAUCUCUUAAAUAAGCAUAAAUGUCUUAUAAAUAUCGCUAUCAAGUUGAAAUUAGACAUGAAUAAUCCCCAUAUAUACCAAAAUCGCUGUACCUAAUUCUCUGAAGAUCGGCCGAUAAUUGGUUAUAGCUUCCAUAUAAGGACCACUUCCGAAAAACACAAUAACCUACAUAAAUAUCUAAAAAAUAUCAAUAUCAAAACAAAAUUUCACACACAUCCAUAGUUUAUAUUUAGAAAUCAUACUACUGGAUUUUGUGAAUAUCGGUCCAUAUUUGACCAUAGCUCCCAUAUAAGGUCCACUUCCAAAAAUCAGUUAAGUACUCAUAAAUCUCUUAUAAAUACAUUUAUCAUGCUAAAAUUCCACACAAAUUAUACUCAUAUAUAUAGAUAUCACUGUUCCAAAUUACGCACAGAUCCAGUAAUUUGAAUCCAGUAAUCAUACUUCUGGAUUUUGUGAAUAUUGGUCCAUAUUUAACCAUAGCUCCCAUAUAAGGUCCACUCCCGAAAAUCACUAAAAUCCUCAUAAAUUUCUUACAAAUAUAGUUAUCAGGUUGAAAUUCAAAACAAAUUUAUUCAAUAUAUACAAAAAUCGAUGUACCAAAUUGUAUGAUGAUAGGCCCAUAAUUGGUCAUAACCUCCAUAUAAGAACCACUUCAGCAAAACAUAUUAACCUGCACAAAUAUCCAUAAAAAUCUAUACUGAAACAAAAUUUUAUACCGAUCAGUAAUUUGUAUCCAAGAAUCGUACUACAAGUUUUUUUAAAUAUUGGUCCAUAAUUCGGCAUAGCUCCCAUAUAAGGUCCACUCUUGUUAAUAGCGUUGUUUAUAUGAAAUUCUACAAAAAUAGCCCUUAAAUACUUAGGACCAUAAUAGGUCAUAGCAUCCAUAUAUUAAACCAAAAUAAUACACAGAUCAGUAAUUUGUAUUCAAAUAUCAUAAUACUGAAUUUUGUGAAUAUUGGUCCAUAAUUGGCCACAGCUCUCAUAUAAAUAUAUAAAAAUCACGUAAAAAUAUUUUAUGACAAUCGAAUCAUAAUAGGUCAUAGCUACCACAUAAGUCCCACAACCAAAUAUUUUGAAAUUUGUCUAAAUAUAUUUGUAUGCCCUUUUUUUAUACUCUGUUUCUUCACUUGAGGUUAAAAGGGAAAAAUGUUGAUCCAAACGUAUUAACUAAUUAUUAAGUAUAUAAAUUGUUAAAUUUCAUUUCAUAAGGUCCAGACUUAAACUCGACAACACUUCCCCUUUGCGCAUGUGAAAUUUCAUUAAAAUCGGACUAAGGGUUUAGAGGUUACAGAUUUAUUUCCCUCUUUUUUUCUCAUACCACUGUGCGCCACUUUGACACUCAGAUAUUGUAGAUCGUUUAACCCAGUUCCAACAAACUGUUAACGGUUACCUAUGUAAGAAAAUAAUAAUUUACACGAAGAUUUAGAAAAAUUAAGUUUAGACGACAAUUUCUCAAUUAAAAGACAAUAAUUAACUGUGUCAAACGUUCUAAUAGGAAUUUCAGUUAUAAAUUGCUGAAUUAGAUACAAUUGUUUGUACAUUUGAAAUAAAAUAUCUUCUGCGUAAACUAGUCUUUCUAACAAUUGUUAUAUUAUUUCAGCUUUUAUACUAUCAUAUUUAGGUGGAGGGUAUUUAAGAUUCGGCACGGCCGAAUAUAGUACUCUUACUUGUUUAUACUCUGUUUCUUCACUUGAGGUUAAAAAGGAAAAAUGUUGAUCCAAACGUAUUAACUAAUUAUUAAGUAUUAUUAAAUUUCAUACGUUCCAAUAUGAAUUUCAAUUAUAAAUUGCUGAGUUAGAUACAAUUUUUAUGUACUUUUGAAAUAUGUACUUUUCUAACAAUUGUUAAGUAUAUUAUUUCAGUUGUUAUACCAUCAUAUUUAGGUGGAGGGUAUUUAAGAUUCGGCACGGCCGUAUAUAGACCUCUUACUUGUUUAUACUCUGUUUCUUCACUUGAGGUUAAAAAGGAAACAUGUUGAUUCAAAUGUAAUAACUAAUUACACUAUGCAACAAAUGAAGACUUUUGGAAAAACACAAGAUCAUGACAGUAUAGGUUCGACUCUACUACCAAAGGGUAGUAAAACCCUAUACUCAGUUUUUCCAUUUUGGUGACCGAUUUUUUUUUAUGGGCCCCAAAGUUUCUGAAAAUCAGCUGGGCCUCUAAAAACUGUGUCAUCAGUUUUUGGUUAACAGCUAAUUCAGACUUUGUGAUACGACUUAACUUUAUAUGGCAAUAAUAUAGCUAAGAGUCCGCCAAAUAAAUUUUGUUAAAAUUUGUUUCCAAAAAAUAGCUUUUUCGUGUACUUUUCUUGAAAAAAUAUAUUUUAUAUUUAAGUUUAAUUUUUUUUUAAAUUUUUUAAAAAAAAUCGGUCACCAAAACGGACAAACUGAGUAUAGGGUUUUACUACCCUUUGGUAGUAGAGUCGAACCUAUAUAGUCACGGUCGUGUGUUUUUUUCACUGUUGCACUGUGUUAUUAAGUAUAUAAAUUGUUCUAAUAGGAAUUUCAAUUAUAAAUUGCAGAAUUAGAUAACAUUUUUUGCAAACUAGUCUUUCUAACAAUUGUUAUAUUAUUUCAGUUGUUAUACCAUCAUAAUUAGGUGGAGGAUAUUUAAGAUUCGGCAUGGCCGAAUAUAGUACUCUUACUUGUUUAAUUUAAAAAUGUUAGCUAUUUUUUAUCCUUUUAGCCUUUUGUUCACCAAGAAUUGGCAACACUGCUUAUUACAUACAUUACAUACAAUAAAACAUGUAAAAUAAUUUAUAUCUUUUAAAUGUACACAUACAUAUGUUAAAUAAUUAUAAUAAAAAUUAAAAAUUUU
Molecule: messenger RNA, 6774 nt
Organism: Calliphora vicina (urban bluebottle blowfly)
Lineage: Eukaryota; Metazoa; Arthropoda; Insecta; Diptera; Calliphoridae
Exons: 2
Coding region: 289-2220 (643 amino acids)
Biological process (GO): proteolysis
Molecular function (GO): cysteine-type endopeptidase activity
Source: RefSeq, a predicted model, not a curated record